This is a messenger RNA of Penicillium diatomitis, 1155 nucleotides long. Its product is annotated as LysM peptidoglycan-binding domain-containing protein. The transcript is spliced from 2 exons. Bases 1 to 1155 code for a protein of 384 amino acids. The record is from RefSeq and is a predicted model, not a curated record. Lineage: Eukaryota; Fungi; Ascomycota; Eurotiomycetes; Eurotiales; Aspergillaceae.
AUGCUUUCCACUCGAUAUCGUCUUGUCCUUCUUUUGCCCAUGCAAUUGGCAACGGGGUUUUUGGUGUCUCCACCGAGAGGAACAGCCCAUCCUGACACUGCCGCCGAUUGUUCUGGCUGGGUGUCCUCCGCACCUGGGACAACUUGUGCCAAUAUUGAAGCUUCACAGUCGAUCACAGCCGAACAAUUUGCGACCUGGAACCCAGCGAGCACUCUAUCAGACGGAUCUUGCGCCAUUGUCUCGGGAUACGAUUACUGCGUUCAAGUCAACUAUGGCAGAGCGACCACCACUCCCACCAACGUCACGACGCCUCCAACUACAGAUGUGUCUGGCGUCGCGAGUAGCUCCCUCUCUCCAACAGCAAAUGCCUUGGCUCCCGACACCUCCAACUCCAAUUCAGCUGCGGUCAUAUCAAGCGACAACAGUGGCAGUAGCGACAACAACAACAAAAACAAUAAAAAUACCCCCAGCCCCAUUGAGCCCGGCGUGAUCACCGGGUGCAAUGCCUACCACUCUGUCGCCGCUGGAGACUCGUGCCAGAGCAUCGUCGCAGAAGCUCACAUCGACAUGGCCGAUUUCAUGAAAUGGAACCCUAACGUUGGACCCGGCUGCGCAAACCUCUGGCUCGGAUACUACGUCUGUACCGGAGUCAUCACGCAAGCCCCCAGUUCCGCCAGUCCAGUUCCCACUACUCUCUCCACGAUUCCGACCCCGGUGGUAGCAGCUUCAGUAGCAGUAGCUACCCCGUCUACCGCUUCAUCGUCAGAAAUCCCCGAGUCGACCAAUGCCCCGGCGGCUUCGGCAUUGCCUCCGGCUCCAGCUUCGUCUGCGGCCGUGGUCCCGCCAAACCCGGUGCAGAAGGGCAUUGCCUCGCAGUGCGAUCACUACGAGAUGGUCAAGGCAGGUGAUACGUGUUAUUCGAUCUCCAUGGCGGAGGGUGUCUCGCUCUCGGACUUUUAUACCUGGAACCCAUCGGUGGGCACUGACUGCUCCAACCUGUGGCAGGGUUAUUACGUGUGCAUUGGUGAGGGCAAGACUGUGCCUGUGGUGAACUCUGUGGCUGUGGCUGCGUCUGCGUCUACGUCUACAUCGAGCACCAUGAGGGUUGUAGCUCGAAAGGCUCGUCCAACCUCGUUUCAGCGUCGAAGGGUCUAG